Daldinia vernicosa is the source of this 2051-nucleotide messenger RNA. RefSeq names its product MFS general substrate transporter. Gene Ontology annotation, cellular component: fungal-type vacuole membrane. The transcript has 13 exons. Gene Ontology annotation, biological process: basic amino acid transport; transmembrane transport. NCBI's taxonomy places the organism in Eukaryota, Fungi, Ascomycota, Sordariomycetes, Xylariales, Hypoxylaceae. The record is from RefSeq and is a predicted model, not a curated record. Bases 145 to 1890 code for a protein of 581 amino acids. Gene Ontology annotation, molecular function: basic amino acid transmembrane transporter activity.
GAGAUUGCGACGUGCCUAGUCGCCUGUAUCUAGGUACGUUUUCAAGAUUUCUUUUCUUCAGUCGGUCUCGCUCGACGAACUUUUAUCUCCAUCGGCUGUCGCGCGGUUAUCUCAGAUCGGAUUUUUUGAGUUGGAAGAGACACAAUGGCGAGCGACAAUAAAUCCAGCCCCUUAAUUAAUGAAAGGACGAGACUAUUAACAACCGAUUCAUCUAGUAACGAGUCUCAUGAUGAGGAUUUCAAUGGUUCCUACAGCAGCAGCCCUAUAGAAAAUUCUUCGCCUCCGUCGGUAUAUGGUACUUCGGCUCGACCUGAUGAAGAACAAUGUGACCAGGAGAUAACUACCAGCGAAUCUUCCCGGAGGACUUACAGCAAUAGAUUUAUUUCUAGAGUUGUACUUGCUCUACUAGUCGGGGUAUUUACGGCAAGUGCAGAUGCCUCACUGGUGAUAGCAACGCACCCCGUCAUUGCCUCUGAGUUCAACGAUCUUGAGAACUCUACAUGGUUGUUCAUUAGCUUCUUACUAGCGGGCGCCGCAACUCAGUCGCUUUAUGGAAAGUUAAGCGAUAUAUAUGGCCGCAAACCUGUCCUGUUGACUUCAUAUGCUCUUUUUGCUAUUGGAUCUGCUUUAAUCGGUAUUGGCCAGUCGAUGUGGCAAGUAAUAGUCGGCCGUGUGAUUUCUGGCUCCGGAGGGGCUGGCAUAAUGUCAUUGGCCGCAGUAAUUAUCACUGACUUGGCCCCUCUAAGAGAUGUGGCUUCAUGGCAGAGUUACCUCAAUGUAGUGGCUACUGUUGGUCGAAGUUUGGGUGGCCCUACGGGAGGCUUUCUCGCUGAUACGAUUGGAUGGAGAUGGUCAUUCUUAGGACAAGCGCCGAUAUUCUUAUUAGCCAUGGCCCUUUGCUGGAUGAUACUUCCUAACUUAACAAUCGAACAGAACAAAAUGAAUGCUGAAACCACAAAGAGUCGACUCGCUAGGAUAGACUUUCUAGGUGCUGGCCUUUUGGGUGGCGGCCUCUUAGCUAUCCUCUUACCCCUGAGAAUUGCCGGGCAAAAGGUACCAUGGGGGAGCCCAGUCGUUCUAUCGCUAUUUACACUUGGAAUUUUCCUGCUAGUGCUAUUUACCAUCGCGGAAAUGCGAUGGGCGAAGGAACCUAUUUUCCCGUUGAGAUUGUUGAAGAAUCGAGACGUGGUUUUCAGCUACCUUAUCAUGGUUUUGCAAACUGCCGCGCAAGUUGGGAUGAUGGUCGCUGUUCCUCUUUAUUUUCAGGUUACAGAAAGGUCUUCAAGCACAGUUGCUGGAGCCCACCUUAUGCCAGCCGUCAUUGGCAAUACCAUUGGAGGUCUCCUGACUGGCGCAUGGAUAAGGAGGACCGGGUACUUCAAAGCGCCACUGAUAUUCGCAGGAAUUAUCUCGUUCAUUUGCUAUGGACUUUUGAUACUUAGGUGGAAUGGUAGAACAAACUGGGUAGAAUCGUUAUAUAUUUUUCCUGGUGGUUUUGGUACUGGUAUCUCAGCAAAUGCGGUUUUUGUUGCUCUCCAAGCGGCGAUAAACCCCGUAGACAAGGCCGUGGCAGCAUCAGGCUUAUAUCUUUCAUUACCCAUCGGGUCAAUCCUAGGCAUGGCGGCCUGCAACGCGGUAAUGCAGGUAACGAUGCCUGUAGAUUUGGCGUCAAGGCUGCGCAAACUUGGUAUAGAAAGAACGGAGGCUGAACAGAUUAUCAAGCAAGCUACUGCGCGGAUCGAUUAUCUGGAUGAGGCGCCACCGCGAAUAGCCAAGGCAGUUUCGCAGGCUUACGUUCGCGGACUUGAGUUUAGCCAUGGAGUUUCUUUGUUCUGUGCUAUACUUGCCAUAAUCUGUGCGUUAUUUAUGAGGAAUAGAAAACUACAUUAAUAUGAGGUACUCAAAGAGGUACGGUUAGAUAUUGUGUACAAAGUACAGGGCUGUGUUAUGGAGUGAAGGUGAAGGUGAAGCUCUAAAGUGCUAAAGGCAAUAAAAGGAGAUCUGUCAGAUAUUACUAAUAGAAUAGAAUCUAUUGAUAAAUAACCUUUUAG